Messenger RNA from Ochlerotatus camptorhynchus, 2598 nucleotides. RefSeq names its product spaghetti (gene spag). Lineage: Eukaryota; Metazoa; Arthropoda; Insecta; Diptera; Culicidae. Bases 91 to 2154 code for a protein of 687 amino acids. Gene Ontology annotation, cellular component: cytosol; mitochondrion. Gene Ontology annotation, molecular function: heat shock protein binding. The transcript is spliced from 6 exons. The record is from RefSeq and is a predicted model, not a curated record.
AUUUUUUCUGGAAGCUUGCUCUAGACGCUCUAGAUUGUAACUUAUUAGAAGUUUCAACUUUAAAAAAAGGUACGAAACAAUAUUUUAAAAAUGUCUGAAGCGCUGAAGGCACAGCUGGAAGUUAAAUCCAAGAGCCAACAGAUUCAGCAAUCUUUGAACGAUCUGUACGGCUGGGAGCAGGAGGUGAAGCAGCAAAAGGAGGCCCAGUCUCGGCAGCAAAAGAAAGAGGAAGCAAUCUCGCCACCGGUUAGAAGCCAUGUCGAUGAAAUGAAUAAAUUCACCGAGGAUCAAUACACCAACGAAAAGCAACAACUAUCUACUGGCUCAAUUUAUUUGAAGGACGUUGAGGAAGCCGAGCAUUACAAUAAAAAGGGUAUUGAUCUGUGCAGGAGAGCAAAAGCAGGAGCAGAUGCCAGCUCGUAUAAUGAAAAAUGUGAUCUUAACGCCAUCUAUAUGUUUACACAAGCAAUUGAGCUGACCAGUCAAAAUCCUGAUUAUUAUGUCAACCGAGCUUUGUGUUAUUUUAACUUGGAACGAUUCGAAAAUUGUAUCACUGAUUGUAAUGCUGCAAUUGAACUGGACAGUACGUUUGUUACCGCUUAUUACCGUCGGAUGUUGACCUACGAGUGCAUGGGCAACAGCCAAUCAGCCUAUUUGGAAUGCCAGAAUAUUCUGAAGAUGUCAAAAGAUGCUAGUCUUCUGGCUAGAACAAAACAUGAUAUGGAGAGGAUUGGAAAACGUUUGAAGGAGGAGGCAGACAAGCAUAAGACUUUGGGAAAUAAGCAUCUCUCAGAAAAGGACUAUCAACAGGCUUGCGAAUGUUUCUCAAAGGCUAUUUCUGUAUUUGCUUCCGAACCAAUUUACUACCACAAUCGCAGUUUAGCCUACUAUCAUUUGAAGAAAUAUGAAUGCUGCUUGUUGGAUUGCAAUAAAGCUAUUGAAUUGGAUGCAAAUUACUUUCGUCCCUAUUAUCGGCGCGCUUGUAUUCGAGAACUUCGUACAGACUACCAAGGAGCCAUAAAUGAUUUGAAAAAAUUCCUUGAGCUGGUGAAAGACGACAAACAACGCUUGACUGCCGAAGGAGAUUUGGAACGUUUGCAGCGAAUUCUGUACAAAAAGUCAUUGCCAGAAUCUUACAACUGGAACGAUUUGAGGAACAACACUUCAGUCGUUAAUUUUGUCCAAAAACCGCCUCACCUGUGUUCUAAGAAACCGCUAAAGCGAAUUCCGAUCUGCGAAGUAUCCUCUUCCACUGAUUCAAAUAUGAACCCUUCCAACUACGUCAUCGCGUCCAACUAUGAAAAAAUUCCGGACUCAGUAAUUGAUAAGAUUUUUAAUAAUAACACUGGCGAGCGCGUGGUUGAACCGAAAGUAGAAAACAAGCUAGAAAACCUUUUUCCUUCAGCUUCGAUGCCCAAAUUGAAGCAGUUAUUUUCCCCACCUACAACGCCGUCCAGUCCUAGCGAACCGAUCGGUAAACAGUCGACAACUGGUGAUACUCAACCAGUUAGCAACAGAAACAGCAAACAGGUCUCUAGACCAGGGGAAUUGAAUAUUAAUAAGAAGUCUAUCAAGUUGAACGAGACUAACACCAUGGCAGAACCGCAGUCGACAGAAAAGGCGAAAGAAGAUAAGGAUAAAAUUAACCAAGGAAACUGUCUAUCGGAAACUGUACAGGAAGCCGGUGCUAAGUCUGAACAAGAAUCUGAUUCCAAGUCAACCAAACCCGAAGCUGAGGAAUCCAAAACAAGCCUAAAAUUAACCGGUUUGUCUGGCACUACAAACCCAAACCCUCCCAUUCCAUCGUCUAGCGUAAAAUUCUACCACAGCUGGUGUAACAUGAAAACAGCGGAAGAGAAAUAUCAGUAUUUGAAGACGCUGGAAAAUGCAUCCCUCAACAAACUCUUGGGAGUAAACAUGGGCAGUGAUAUGUUGUCGGACAUUCUGCAAGUUCUACAGCAAUUCUGUCUACAGGAUAAAAUAUCACCGAUGAAGAUUCUCAGUGAAGUAGCAAAGAACCCAGAAGCUGGAAUACUUUUUAUGAUGCUGGGAGAAAGAGAUAAGUAUGCUUUGAUUCAACUGCUGGACCUAAUGGAAGAACUGAAGGAUGACAAGGAUCAAAUCCUUGCAAUUAGGAAAGGUUUGAUUUUCUAAUUGCUAGCUGCAGAUUAACCUUUACGUACUUAAACUUAUUCUUAAACAAAUGGCUUUCAUUUUCUCAGUAUUGGUGCGAUUUUGAUAAUGCAGGAUCAAAUCAAUCAGGAAUUCAUUCUAGUUUUAGAAUUUGUAAUAGAACAUGCCACGCAGUUGGCAUUUUUUUUUAAAACUUGACGUAUUUUAAUAUUCAAAAAAAUUUACGGAAAUUAUUCUCAUUCUUCGCACAUUCAGAACAAGAAUAAAUUCGAUUGGAAUCUGUUUCAUGAAAAUCGCUGCCGAACUGAAAAAUUGCGAGUAAUAUGAAAUAUUCUGCAGAGAUACAGGUUGAGUGCGUAAGGUUAAGUGAGUGAUUUUGUGUUAUAACUUUUAUUUGUCGAUUGAAACUGAACUAUUCCUUCCGGCAUUGAGUUGGUGCAAGAACUGUUACUAUACCAUCUUGAA